Seminavis robusta is the source of this 759-nucleotide messenger RNA. The record is from the annotation of a GenBank genome assembly. Lineage: Eukaryota; Bacillariophyta; Bacillariophyceae; Naviculales; Naviculaceae.
AUGACCCUCCAUCGUUUCUACCUCUUGCUGAUUGCAUCCAGCGUUUCGUCGUCGUUACCGCCAGGAGUGCACAGCCAAGCCGUGCGUGGCAAGGCUUCUAUGGCCGUGGAAGUGGAUGACGCAACCAUGAACAUGGUCCAGUACGAACUGGACGACCCCAAGUGUUUCGAGACGACCGACGAACUCCGCGACGCCGUGGCCCAAUACAAGAGCUCCAAGCAGUUUGAUCCAGAAUUGGCGUCGAAAUACGGUUGGCCCAUUGGACAGUGGUGUGUCUCGAACAUUGCCGACUUUUCCAAUCUCUUUGUGAAGCAUCGAUAUUUCGAUGAACCCCUCGACCGCUGGGACAUGUCGCAAGCGACGGAUCUCUCGGGCAUGUUUCAGAAUUGCCAUUGGUUCAAUCAUCCAUUGAACGAUUGGGAUGUCUCCAGUGUCACCAGCACCAGCAGAUUGUUUGCAUCGGCUCGAGCGUUUAAUCAACCACUCGAUCACUGGGAGACGGACCGCGUCAGAGACAUGUCAUACAUGUUCCUCCACGCCUUUUCGUUUGACCAAAACAUUCAAUCCUGGAAUAUUGGGGCAGUGAAGAACAUGGAAGGCAUGUUUCGCGAUGCGAGGAGUUUUGAUGACGCCAAUCUACAAUGGGAUGUCAGCCGUGUUGAGAAUACCAAAAUGAUGGUUUCUUCCAUACCGGGAGUCAGUCUCAACUUGAGAGGAGCACCACAACAACAAACAAUCAUUGCAACAAUGAAUGGUUGA